Molecule: messenger RNA, 2815 nt
Organism: Amblyraja radiata (thorny skate)
Lineage: Eukaryota; Metazoa; Chordata; Chondrichthyes; Rajiformes; Rajidae
Gene: neto2a
Product: neuropilin (NRP) and tolloid (TLL)-like 2a
Exons: 10
Coding region: 536-2194 (552 amino acids)
Cellular component (GO): postsynaptic density
Molecular function (GO): ionotropic glutamate receptor binding
Source: RefSeq, a predicted model, not a curated record
CCCACCCACCGGGCGCCGGGCGCUGGAGUAUCGCUCGCUGCGCCUCACUCACUCUAGCGACAGAGCUUCCUGCCGCUCUCCGCCGUGUAACGUGUGCGAUCUUUGGAAACAAGUCCCAUUUUUCUUGGCUGUGGAAAAUUCUGCCCUCAACGUCCAGAUCACUGUGAAUAACACGGCAAGAACCGACCCUUUCUGACCGUGUCUUUGCCGAGGAUGGAAUUAACCCAGUGAAAAGUUUGUUCCCUCAGACUCCGGCCAGGGGAAUGAAUGAAUGAAUGGUUUAUGUGUUGAACACGCCGUGAGAUUGGAGUGGGGAAUUGACGGGCGAGUGGAGGUAGGUAACGGGGCAGCAGCGCGACCCGAAUGGACAAGUGGUUCGCUUAAUCCCGGAUAGCUGGAUCUUCGCUGCCCUGGCAUGCAGCCGCUUGUGCUGGACUGGCGCACCCCGUGAGUGAGGACCCUCGCCGUUAGACACUGCACUCUCCACAUCCCCCGAAGAGGCUUCGAGAGAAGCCGGCACUUCCUCGACGAGAGAAUGGUGCUGGAGAAACGCUUUUUCCUCAUGUUCAAAGUGUGGUCGCUCCUCGCUGUGACGGGUGGGAUCGCGUCCAUACACAAGGCUGAAGGGUCCAGGUUUGCGGAGGGCCAACUCCAGAACUAUGCUGUCCCUGCCCGGCGAGAUGGCACCUCCACUGACGACAAGGAGGGACUAAACUUCAUGCCCCAUCACAAGUCAGGAAAGCAGUGUGGAGUGUGGGUGCGGAAUGACAACGGUGGAUACUUUGCUUCACCAAAUUACCCCAAUACCUACCCCGCCAACAGAGAAUGCAUCUAUAUCCUGGAAGCGGCCCCUCGACAAAAGAUAGAGCUGACCUUUGACGAACGCUACAACAUCGAGCCGUCCUGGGAUUGCCGGUUUGACAACUUGGAAGUAAGGGACGGGCCAUUUGGCUUCUCCCACGUCAUUAACCGUUAUUGCGGCCAGCAGAGCCCCCCGCUCAUUAAAUCCUCGGGAAGAUUCCUUUGGGUGAAAUUCACGUCCGACGAAGAAUUGGAAGGGUUUGGAUUUCGAGCAAAAUACACCUUUGUUCCAGAUCCUGACUUUAUUUACCUCGGUGGAAUCCUGAAUCCUAUUCCAGAUUGCCAGUUUCAAUUAUCGGGCUCUGAUGGGAUUAUCUACUCCAGUCAGAUUGAGAAAGAGGGGAAAAUAAAACUGGGAGAAGCCAUUGACUGCAUUUGGACUGUGAGAGCGCCAGCCAAAUCUAAAAUUUAUUUACGCUUUAUAGACUAUCAAAUGGAUCACUCCAACGAAUGCAAGAGGAACUUUGUGGCCGUCUACGAUGGGAGCAGUGCCAUUGAAAACCUCAAGGCAAAGUUUUGCAGCACUGUAGCCAACGACGUCAUGCUACAGACCGGCGUGGGUGUGGUCCGGAUGUGGGCAGACCAGGGCAGUCGGAGAAGUCGAUUCACCAUGCUAUUUACUUCAUUUCUGGAUCCUCCCUGCCAAGGCAACACGUUCUUUUGCCACAGUAACAUGUGCAUCAACAAUUCUUUGGUCUGUAAUGGAGUCCAGAACUGUGUGUACCCAUGGGAUGAAAAUCAUUGCAAAGAAAAGAAAACGCCUGGCCUCUUCCAGCAGAUCACCAAGACUCACGGGACAGUGAUCGGCAUUUCAGCUGGAGUCGUCCUGGUCCUUCUCGUCAUCUCUGUCCUGGUCCAAGUCAAACAGCCUCGCAAGAAAGUUUUAGCCCGCAAAGCCACGUUGAACAAGUCGGGAUUUCAGGAGGUGUUUGACCCUCCCCACUACGAGCUUUUCUCGCUGAGAGACAAAGAGAUCACCGCGGACUUGGCCGAUUUGUCGGAAGACUUUGAGAACUACCAUAAACUGCGGCGGUCGUCUUCCAGUGCCUCACGGUGCAUCCACGACCAUCACUGUGGGUCGCAGCCACCAAACAUUAGGCAGAGCAGGACUAAUUUAAGCUCCAUGGAUCUGCCGUUCCGCAACGACUUCUCUCAGCCUCAGCCGAUGAAGACCUUCAACAGCACCUUCAAGAAAAGUUGCUUCACUUUAAAACACUCGCAGGACAGUCCAGAGCGGGUCAUAGAAGACAGGGUGAUGGAGGAGAUCCCUUCUGACAUCUAUGUGCGGGGAAGAAAUGACACUGUUCAGCGUUCAAUGUCCAUUGACUUUUAAAACUGAAACUGCUGCGCCGUUACUGAGCACUUUCUUUUCGGGUUUGUUUUUUCCUCUUUGAAAAAUGCUGCUUCGACACCUUGACAUCCCGCGCCACGUUUUAAUAUUAUCAGCUCACUGACAAACGUGGUGGUAAAAGUGGGACUGCUCUCACCUAAACCUCAACUGCCAACAAAAACACUUCUCCAUAACAGAGAUUUAAUUGUGUUCUGAAGCUUGUUGGUGUCGUGUCUGCUUUACGAUUACUUACUGUAAAUAAAUGAGCUGCAGAUUUAAUUUUCUGAUCAGGCCACUAACUGCCCCAGUUUAUUACAGGGAAGUAUUUCAACUGAAGUAGUAAACAAAGAUGCAUUAGCAUCAACAGCAUUGCAAUAGCAUCAAGAUUUCUUUCAAAUAGUCCUUUUUGUUACUUAAAAAGGAAACAAUAAUAUUUUUGAUCCUGCUAGUCUAUGGAUUGGAAUGGCAACAUAUUCUAUUUGUUAUUGCUUGGAUUUUUUCUUCCAACAAGUUAAUCAACCAUGUUAUUUAGAUCAUUUAAAUCAAGUGAAUGAAGUUAUCGUCAGUGGACUCACGGAAUUGUGUAUUUGCCAGUUCAAAUAAAAAGCUUGUUGAAAUGUAAAA